Molecule: messenger RNA, 3195 nt
Organism: Pieris macdunnoughi
Lineage: Eukaryota; Metazoa; Arthropoda; Insecta; Lepidoptera; Pieridae
Source: the annotation of a GenBank genome assembly
AUGGAAUCUAGUAAUUUUUUAAAUGUAAAAACGCACGUGUCUGAACUAAGAAAUGCCGACAAGGACUCAGUAAGUGAGGCUUCUGAAAGUGGAACAAGUAAUUCCGUGACGUCAGCCGAAGACCUACAGAAUGUCGCUUUGAUAUUGGGGCUGGCGAAUGCUGAGGAUGUUCAUCAAGAGCGAUUUCGAGUCGACAGACGGCGUUUGGAGGGUAUGCUUGCUGAUAAUCUGGAUGUGUCUCAAACUGCGCAGGCGUUCUUUCAAAAGGUUAUGGAUGAGACCCGUACUGUGAUCAACUGGCCUGCUCGCCUUAAAAUUGGAGCUAGAUCAAAAAAAGACCCGCACGUGAGAAUAUCUGGUCUGUCUGAAGAUGUGAAGCUGGCAAGAGAGAAAAUAAUGCAGUUACUAGACACUAGAAGUAACCGUGUUACAAUGAAAAUCGAUGUCAGCUACACAGACCAUUCGCAUAUCAUCGGAAAGGGCGGUCUCACAAUAAAGCGUGUAAUGGAGGAGACAGGGUGCCACAUCCAUUUUCCGGAUUCGAACAGGACCAGCGCAGUGGAGAAGAGCAACCAGGUGUCCAUCGCUGGUGACAUGGAGAGGGUUGAGCGAGCACGCGCCAGGGUUCGGGCUCUAACCCCACUGAUCUUCACAUUCGAGCUGCCAGUUGUAGCGGCUUCGAACCCACUUCCAGAGAUCACCUCGCCCUACGUCCAGCAGAUACAGGACAAAUUUAAUGUUCAAGUGAUGAUUCGCAACCGUCCCAAAUUACACGCGAAUCUCGUCGUGGUUAAGGGAGUCCAAUGGGAAGUGCAGGCCACCAUGGAGGCUACCACUCUGCUGCUCAAUUACAUGUGUGGACAACAUGCAAAACAAACCCAUGUCCAAAUGACGUUGGAGAUAUCACCAAUGCACCACCCGGUGGUGGUGGGCCGGUCGUCUGAACAGUUGAAAGUGAUCAUGCGUACAACAGGCGCACAAAUAAUGUUUCCCGACGCUGAAGAUCCGAAUAUACCCGCAUUGCGCAAGAGUUGUGUCACCAUCACUGGGGCUAUACAAAAUGUGUACGCCGCUAGACAGCAGUUGGUGGGAAGCCUCCCCCUGGUGGUGAUAUUCGAUGUCCCAGACGAUAUGUCGCAACGAUUCGAAAACGAUAACGUCACGGAUCUGAUGAAUAAGUUCAACGUCUACAUCAGUGUGCGUAGGAAGCUCAAGCAAGGGAUUGCUUCUAUCGUCAUCAAGGGAAUUGAGAGAUGUGCUGCCGACAUCUACGAAGCCCGUCGCGAGCUCCUGGGCAAGCGCGAGGCGUCUCUGAACGCCGAAAUCCCGGAGAGCUACAACAUCCCGAGUCUGACGAACGUGAUGCCCAACUUCCCGCCCUUCAACCCGUUCUCGCCGUCGCACUCUAGCGUCGCUACCAAUUCGCCUUGUUCGCAGUUUAUGAGGUUGAGGAACGGCGACACUAUAGUCUUGAGAGCACUGAUUGAUCCGUGCUCGCAAUCAAACUUUGUUACUGAAGCGGCAGCUCAACUGCUUAAUCUCGAGCGCACUUCAAUCAGCGGAAAAAUUACUGGCAUAUCAUCUAUACCGCUAACAACCAAGUCACAAGUUACGUUGAACUUUCAUGCUAUUAGAAAUCCAUCACACAUGAUCACAUCUAAGGCGUACGUCCUUAGACGAAUAAAUUCGAGAUUACCAUCACAAGAACUCCCAUCAGAUACCUGGCCUUCUUCUGAGAUUUCGGAUCUUGCGGAUCCACACUCUCACAAGCCAGGAUCUAUCGACGUGCUAUUAGGUGCAGUUGUAUAUGCGCAUAUUAUUCUUGACGGAAUAAUAAAACGCAAUGAGUCUCUGGUCGCUUUGAACUCAAGAUUGGGAUGGCUAGUAAGCGGCGAAGUUACGCAAUCUGGCCAUCAGUCACACAAUGUAGUUGUUAUGCACACACAAUUCGAAGUUGAUCAGUUGCUACGUCAGUUUUGGGAGAUCAAUGAAUAUUCACCAAACGUGAAGCCUCUGUCAAAACCUGAAAUGCAGUGUGAAGAGCAUUUUAAGAAAACUCACACUCGAAACACUGACGGUCGAUAUGAGGAUCUGUCAUCCUACGGCAGUCCGAUGUACGGGCAGCACCCACCCACGCCCGGCGGGUUCCCGGCACCCAUGUCUCCAGCCAUCCAGGUGUACGGCAACUGGCUCAUCCCGUCCCCGCAGCCCAGUACCAGCCAGUUCCAUUACCCCAUGCCGAGCCCCUCUGCGCCUUAUCCGGGACCUUGGAACUCGAUAUCCGGAAACGGCGAGAGCAACGUUUCCAGUACCAGCAUGAUGCAGCAGUAUCCUGGGAGCUCCCACCCACCCAACUGUGAGAGCCGACCGAUAUCUCUAACUCAGCUGUUGAACAGCAGUUCCGCCUGCAGCAGCGGAUACCAGAGCAACUUCACCGGCAGCUCCGUCUCCAUAGAUGCGCAGAAUAUCUCCGCCGGGGCUGAGAACAGCGUGGUGUCUCCUUCGGUGUCUCCCAUCAGCAAAUCUGCUGUCAGCCCGGCCCAGUCUUCAGAAAAUGAUCGCUCACAGCAACAAGAGCUAGCGAACCUCAUACUGGAGCUGAAGAACAGCGACCGUCGUGCUCCAGGAUGCGAGAAGAAGACUUUGGAGACCAUAAAACAGCUUUCACCGCUCUCCGAGUACCGGCAACUGCAGCAGGAGGCUAAUAAGGCAAUGCGCGAAAAUGUUGGCAGCGGGUAUCGCGUACCCACGACGAGAUGGUCCGGGCAUUAUUUCAGCAACACUAUGCCCGCUUCGAACGGAGCCGAACCAGAGAGCUCUCAUAGCACUCCCGACAAACAGCGCAACAUUUUAGAUCUAUCGCGACUGAAAAUAGCUGACAAUUGCGCGACCCCACCCAAGACCAAGCCGUGCCGAUACCAGCAGCUCUACGACAUGCUGCAAGACAUUGGCCUGCAGAAGUAUAUCGAUUUGUUUAAAACCCACGAGUUGGAUAUGUCCACAUUUGCUUCACUGAACGACGCGGAUUUGAUUGAGAUCGGAGUGACUGCCUUCGGCGCUCGCAGGAAGAUGCUGCUAACCAUUGCAAAGCUGCAAAAACAAGCGAGUUCAUCAGGUAGCGUAACUCCCAAUCGCAACUUAAUCAAUUCCCCUCCUCAGUACAAUACAAACGCUAUUUCCAAGGACAAUUGGUAG